This is a messenger RNA of Panonychus citri (citrus red mite), 4685 nucleotides long. RefSeq names its product FERM, ARHGEF and pleckstrin domain-containing protein 1-like. The transcript is spliced from 7 exons. Bases 455 to 3115 code for a protein of 886 amino acids. The record is from RefSeq and is a predicted model, not a curated record. Gene Ontology annotation, cellular component: cytoskeleton. Gene Ontology annotation, molecular function: guanyl-nucleotide exchange factor activity; cytoskeletal protein binding. Lineage: Eukaryota; Metazoa; Arthropoda; Arachnida; Trombidiformes; Tetranychidae.
UCAAUUGUCUUUUCCAUUCUCCCUUAAUCUCAACAAUCUAAAACAAUAAUAGACUCAUGGAAAACUAUUCUUAUCCAAUUUGGAGCAAACUCACUCCGAAUUCUGAGAACUGAUUUCUAUCAUGAAAACCCCAAACUCCCAGUUGAUAUUUUCCUUUCUUACUCUUCUCUACUCUUAGAUUACCUUUUUCUUUUUCUUUUUCGUUUAUUUUCCUUUUCCUUUUUAAUUGUUACUCUAUCAUUUUUUAUUCAUUUUCUUCCAUUUAGGUUAUUUAAUUAUUCACAUUCACUUUUCUUUUCAACCAUUUUACCAACAGAAUCUUCCAUAAACCAUUACAAUUCCAGGCAAUUCUAAGCAAUACUGGUGGUCAGUUUCUUCCAUAAAUUCAAUCCAAGUUCCAAUUGAGUUGUUUUCUCAUCAUCUGUUAACCUAAAUUCAAGAAUCGCCAAAAGGGAUGAGACCAAUUAGCCAAGAGAAUGAUAAAAGUUCAACUCAAAGUGGCGAUAAAAUCGUUUCUCUAUCAGUGUGUUCAUCAUCCUCCAAGUCCAAAGAUAGUAAAAAUAUCGUGGUCACUAUUCAUUUUCUCGAUGAUUCUGUGGCCACUUUUAAGGUUCAGUCCAAGUCUUUGGGGAAAUGGCUAUUUGCUCAAGUCUGUGAAGCUCUCAACUUAAAUGAAGUCGAUUACUUUGGUUUGAAAUACUUUGAUUCCAAUUCAACUGGAUAUUGGCUCGAAGCUCAAAAGCCACUCAAUCGACAGUUAUCUUUGGACCUUACAGAUCCUCAUAUGUACUUGAGGGUCAAAUUUUAUAUAUUAGAUCCUAAUCUUUUGGAAGAUGAAUUGACCUGGUAUUUAUUCAGUUUACAAAUAAGGAAAGAUUUGGUUGAUGGAAGCUUCCAUUGCGAUGAAAACAUGGCCAGUAUAAUGGCGGCUUAUGUUAUCCAAGCGGAGAUCGGUGAUUAUCACGCUGACCAGCAUGAAGGAAUCAAUUAUGUUGCCAAAUUUAAUUUGAUACCUCAACAAACUCCGGCAUUUGAGAAAAUGGUUAUGGAUAUUCACAAGAAAUUAGAGGGCAAAUCACCGGCUGAAGCUGAUUUCAACCUGAUCGAAACUGCAUCGAAAAGUGAAUACUAUGGAAUCAAGUUUACUGCCGCUAAAAACGUUGAAGGUCGUGCGAUCAGUUUAGCAGUUGACCAUUCGGGUAUAUCGGUUUUCAGGAAACUGGUCAAAGUUUGUAUGUUCUCAUGGACGCAGAUACGAAAGUUGAGCUUCAAACGAAAAAGGUUUUAUGUAAAGUUACAUGACGAUACGAAGACAUCUAAUCAACCAGUCGUUGAAUUUAUAUUCACAUCUCGAGACGAAUGCAAAAACUUUUGGAAAAAGUGUGUCGAGCAACAUACGUUUUUCCGUUGCUGUGAGGCCAAAAAUAUCGAAAAAGUGAAGAAAAAGAUAUUCACUCGAGGCUCUUCAUUCAGAUACGUUGGAAGGACUCAGCAACAAUUAGCCGAAAUGGUCCAUCAGCACCAUGCCAAAAGGAAUUCAUUUGACAGGUCAAAAAGAAGUCAAAAGAAAGAUUUGUCCGAAGAAAAGUCUGUCCAGGAUCCGUCAUCCAUUUCGACCAAUACUUCUGCCAAUGAAGCUAUUAUAUCAAAUUUAUCUCUCUCUGGAAAGUUAAAUAUAAUAGAAUCUUCUAUGCAAGAUCGACCUCGGAGCAUUACACCGACAACGUUUCAGUCGCCGAUCCGAACUCCAAGGAAAAUGUCUUACCAAUCGCCGAUGCCACCAGAUCUGUUAUGUGACACUUUUUAUGCUCGCAAAAGGCGAAACACAAUUGAAGGAAAUGUUGACAGUCCAAUGGUUAUGAUUGACAUUCUUGGUAACAAUCAACCAUCGCCAUCUAAUGAACCGAUUAAGUCCAAUGAAAAUUUACAACAAGAGGCCAUUAAUUCAAUGCCAGAGCCAAUAAAAGCUGAAAUGAAAACUGAGCAAGAAAAUAAACCAAUACCAGAAUCAGAACCAGAACCUGAACCUGAACCUGAACCUGAACCUGAACCUGAACCUGAACCUGAACCAGAACCAGUGAAUAUAAAACAUAAACAAGAAGUUGCCAAAGUUGAAAGAGUGAAAACUGAAACGAAUGAAGAAAAGGUCAAUAAGAAAUCAGCUGAUGUACCGAUUGAAGAAAUUCGAGAUGUAAAUUCUACGUCGAAUUCAGUAGUUAAUCAUGUGGGUGAUGAAAAGGUGAAAAAAGUCGUCGAACGGAAAAGUCACUCAUCAGAAAGAUCUUCAUCUCGAUGCGAAAAUAAACCAGCUAUACCUCAGAAGCCCGACAAACUCGUACGUGAGGCUCGACGGACACCCGAUCACCAAAGUAAAGUUCCACAGACCGCUGAACAUUCCCGACGUUCAUCUCAAAAACGAGUAACUCGAAUAAAAGAGCGCCGAGCCACAUCAGCACCAAGAUCUCGAUGUGAUGUGAACCUUUUUAACGAUUAUCGUAUUCGGUCAAAUAGCAAAACGAAUCGUAUUCUAUUUGCUCAAAUCAAACCACUGACCAAACCAGGUCAGUCUAAUCCCAGAUCACAAUUUAACUUCAGCUGUGUUUCAGUUCACAGUUUACCUGGACUCGAAAGUUAUUCAUAUCGUGACGAUACACUCGACGAUCCCUUAGAUGAGCUACUCAAUCGUCGGCUUCAAAAACUUUCCAACAAUCCUUUGAGCAAUAAAACUACAUCCGCCGGUGAAAUCGUAGCCGAUGGAUCCAAUGGUGAUCUUAAAAGUUCAAAAAGUUCAAUACGUCGUCCAGAUGAAGAAAUGAGUUGUGAAAGUUUAGACCAAUGGGCAUCGGACAGUCAAGACUUUGAAAGUGACUUUGGUUCUGUCGACAUAUCAUCAGUCCAAAACGAGACUCUUGAUCGCGUUAGCGAAUUGAAUAAGAUAAUAAUUGAUUCUUACCUUCGAGCUCAUUUUCCAGAUGAUUCAAUUCUCAACGAUCUCAUGGUUGAAAGUGAAACUAAAUCAGAUCAGCUGAUUAACCUAAAUGAAGAUGAUAAUCAACAGUUAACCGUUGAAAAAAUUGUUAUGCAAAGUAAUUUGCAAACCUUUAGCUGUUAUUGAAUUGACCAGUUAAUCAACCUCAACAAUUAACUUACGCACAACAGUUAAAAUAUUGAUUGUGAAAAUUUUAAAUAAUUUUAAAUACAACGACGACCGUCCCAGGAACCGAAAUGGAUCAAGAUAAUCAAUCAAACUGAUUGAUUGGAAGAGCAAAUUUAACGAUAAUCAAGUUAAUCUUAUAUCGUUGGAAAGAGUCUAUCGUUAAUUGGGAAAAAAUAAUUUAGAGCUUAAUUAUUAUAUGGAAAUAUUUUCUCUCUUGGUAGAGAAACAAUUAAGAAAUUAAUUUUGUCUCUUUUCAUAAUGAAAGGAGACUUUUUAUCAUCUUUAUCAUCAUUCCUAUUCAAUGUGAUAUCAAAUUCAACCGUUAAUUGUUACCUUAAUCACACACCAAUUUAAUCCUGUUAUUUCAUCCAUCAAAUAUUAGCACAUGAUAUUAAUUACUUGUUAAUUUUCAAUUCAAUUUUCAUUUCUAUCAAUCUCAAAAUCAAAUGAACGUAAUUAACUAUUGAUUAUUAUUUCAUCUUAAUUUCAGCAUGAAUCUUGAUUGCAACACUUUCCAAUUGUUGCAAUUGGAAAGAAAAUUAAUUAAUUCAUUAAAAGAUGAAUUUUCCAUUCUCAUCUCAAGUCUAUCCAAUGGUAUUAAAGAAAAGCUCUGAUUGUCGACUGUCUCACAAUUAACUAAAUUGUUGGUAAACAGCGAAAAUUAUUGAACCUAAUCACUUGAAUUAACGGAGAAGUGUUAAAACUCCUAGAAAGAGUUGAAAGAACGAGUGAUAAUUAUUACAAUUAUAAUGCUGAUAAUUAUAUGGAUAAUAAUUAAAACUAAUUAAAAAUAUAAAUAAUAACUGAUUUAGGAAAAGCAAAAAACACCAACACUCUUGAUCCUCUUGGAAACUGAAACAUUUACUUUUUUUGCCAUAAAAAAAACGAGACUUUAAUUUUCGAGUUAACCAUUACGACAAUUUGUUAAUUAGCACAGAAAUUAUCAUAUUCAAAUGAUAAUCUCCUUAACAACAUCAUCUCUCAUCAUAAUCAAACUGGACAAACUAAAAAUACAAAGACGAUGAUUUGACCAAAGGAGUUUACCAUCGGAUAAUAUUCACCAUUAGAUUAAUUUGUUGCAAUUUCAAUCAAUCAAUUAAAUCGGACGAAAAAAAGAAAAGUGAAAUUAUGUUUACCAGAACGAGAUUAAAUUUGAAUUAUCAUAAUGAACAAUAUUAAAACCUGAAGAGGAAAAGGACAAUCACAAUUAAAGUCAAAUUGAUUAUAAAUGAACAUUAUAGUUGAACAAUUAUCGUUGGCAACAAUUGAAUGAGAAAAGAUGAUGGAUAUGACCAAUUAAUGAAUUAAUGAUUAAUGAUAAGCUUAAGGAUUUGUAACCAAGUUGAUUGCAAUUAAUGUAAUGUCGAUAUGUUUUUAAAAGGAUUGGAUGUUAAUUACAAGAUGGACAAUUUAACCAUAAAACCUAAUUGAUACCCAAGAACCUGCGUAAUUACAUGAACGUUUAAUUGAAAUUGUUCUGAUUUUUAUUAAAACCAAACAAUUAUAUUAAAAAGUUAUAGUUUUGUUA